Messenger RNA from Trichoderma breve, 2025 nucleotides. RefSeq lists its product as uncharacterized. The coding region runs from base 1 to 2025 and encodes 674 amino acids. The transcript has 3 exons. The record is from RefSeq and is a predicted model, not a curated record. Lineage: Eukaryota; Fungi; Ascomycota; Sordariomycetes; Hypocreales; Hypocreaceae.
AUGGCGAGCCACAGCGGGCAGGACUUUGAAUAUUCCCGUCGCUACUUGCGAGGGGACGUCGUGGAUGACCGCGAUCCCCGCUAUUUUGACAACUAUGGAGAUGCCAACGUUCGGAACCGCGACCUCGUUCCUCGCGCAGACCCUCGCGACAGCAGCCUCUCUGUAGAGGAAGUUCGUCGUGAUUUCCCGCCACCCAGUGGACGAGACUACGUUCACACUCACGAUGUGCGCCGUGCUCGUUCUGCAGAGCCCGGCUACUACCAGGAGGAUUACGAAUACCGCCGCACUUAUGGAUCGCGGCUCGACGCCCGGGACAGUGACCGCCACUCAAGAAAGCCCAAGCACACCAAGACUUUAUCGAAGCAAGAGAAGCUCAUUGCUGCUGUUGCCGGCGCCGCCCUCCUCGUGGGCGGCAAAGAACUCUAUGACCGCCAUGAAGCCAAGAAGGAGGGAAAUGGCACUCCAGUGCAGCGCAAUGCACUGUCGUCGGCCGCGCUCGCGGGCUUUGGCGCACUCGCUGCAUAUGGAGGUGCUGAGUUCUACAGCAAACAGCAAGCAAGGAAGGAUCAGAAGGCAACCUACAUUCUCCAGCGUGGCCGGGACGGCCGCCUUGACGACUACUAUGAGUCGGAUGGUGAGAGCGAUACCAAGGAGAAGAAGGGCCACAAGAACUUCCUUGAGAGUGCAAUCGCCGCUACCGGUCUUGGAGCCGCCGUUAAGUCUCUCACUGGCCUAGGUGACGACAGGCACUCUGACACUCGGAGCCGCGGUGGUAGCCCUGGCUCACGCAGCGUCCGCAGCGGUCGUUCCCGCUCGAGCUCCAGAAGCGGCAGAGGUGCCAGCAAAGUCCAAAAGGCCGCCAUCGCCUCGCUUCUUGCCGGAGCCACCGAGGCUUUCCGGGUCGCCAAGGAGCCCGGCGGCUGGAGGGGAGAAAAGACCAAGAGAAUUCUUACUGCCGCCGCCGGUGCCGCCACUGUGGAUGCCGCCCACGGCGCGGACCACGGAAAGCUGGGUCUCGCCGAGUCAGUCAUCGGAGGUCUGGUGGGCAACCGCUUGAUCAACGGCUCCAGGAAUGACAUUGAAGAGGACCGUCGCACUGGCAGAAGCCGCUCCCGAUCUCGUGCACGAUCAAAGGACGGCCAUGGAGGUGUCGGCCUCGCAGCACUUGCAACGGCUGGAUUGGGUGCCCUCGGCGCUAAAAAGGCCUUUGAUCGAUCGCGAUCCCGUGGACGCGACAGGAGCUUUUCUAGAAGCCCCUCGCGAGAUCGGGAUCGUCACCGCAGCCGAAGCCGCAGCGUUGUGGACAAGGCACGAGAUGGUCUUGCGAAGCUAGGCUUCGGCAGCGGUGCUCUCGUCGCUGCUGAUGACCGUCGCCGACGCGAUUAUGAUGACGACUAUGACGACCGGAGCUCACGCCACUCCGGCGGUCGACGAGAUGAUGAUCACGUAUACGAUGAUCCUAGAUACCGACGCCGUGGAGGCCGUGGUGAAUCCCGUGACCGAGACCGUUCUCGAUCUCGGGACCAAUCCCGCAGGAGGGGUGGGUAUGGAUCUGAGUCCGAUUUAGGAGACUCCUCCGAGGAUGAGAGAAGGGCCAAGAAAAUGAGAGCACAUGGAGUCUAUAAAAGCAUGGAGAAGAGGAAGGCACGGAAAGAAGCAGUCAAAGAAGGCCUUCUCUCUUCACAAGAAGCCAAGAAGCUCAGGGCCAAAGCUAUCAUGCAAGACGCAGCUUCGGUCGGUAUAGCCGCCAUUGGUAUCAAGGGCGCAUUAUCCGAGCUCAAAGAAGCUAGAGAUAUGACUCACGAGUGCAGAGAGUGGAAGAGCGAAAAAGAGCGCCGCCGUGAGAAGCGAGCAGAGAAGCGCCAGAAGCUUGGAGAAAGAAAACGAUCCUCAAGCUGGUCAACUUCAUCGCGGCCGAGAAACGACGGAUACUAUGGAGACAAUGAGGAUGGAGUAUACAUCCUCGACCGCAGAUACAGUGCGGUCUCUCAACUCCAACCGCCUCUCAGGCGGGAUAGCCGUUGA